This is a messenger RNA of Phlebotomus papatasi, 6836 nucleotides long. RefSeq names its product PH-interacting protein (gene BRWD3). Gene Ontology annotation, cellular component: nucleus. The record is from RefSeq and is a predicted model, not a curated record. Gene Ontology annotation, molecular function: protein binding. The transcript is spliced from 14 exons. Lineage: Eukaryota; Metazoa; Arthropoda; Insecta; Diptera; Psychodidae. Gene Ontology annotation, biological process: regulation of cell shape; regulation of transcription by RNA polymerase II; cytoskeleton organization. The coding region runs from base 124 to 6543 and encodes 2139 amino acids.
GGUACAAGUGUGAAAGAAUAGCUAAAGAUGGCUGUAGCUGGAGAGUGAAAUGGUGAACGUUGGUGAAGAUUUUGAUAUUUUUGCUAGUUUUUAGAGUAAUAGCAUUGUGUCUAAUUGUGAAAAAUGGACAACAGUGAGUCAGUGAAGAAGUCAAUAUUGACGCCAGAAUUGUACUUUUUAAUCUCGAAAUUCCUUUCUGUGAGUCCUCUGCAGGACACUAAAAAGGUCUUGGUGAGCGAAUUGGAACGCCAUAAGAUUCUCCCCAAGAGGAUUGACUGGACUGGCCAGGAACAUGAUCAAACUUUUGCAGAAUUGGAGAAGAAAUACUCGCACAUAGGACCACAUCAUUUGCUGGAUAUAUGUGCUCGUAUUGGUCCGAUUCUUGAUAAAGAACUAUGUCCAAGUGUACCGAACAUUUUGUCCCUCUUGGGAGCUGGACGUCAGAGUCUCUUGCGAACAUCAGAGAGUAUCUCACGUCCAAGGGGUUUACUUGACUACUGUACAAGAUUGCAUGGUAUGCCACUGGCGGAUUCAAUCAAUAGGAAAAAUUCUCACAAUAUAGUGCGUGUACUACAUGGAAGGGAACAGGCGGGUCCGAUUCUUCGCCGUUUGGCAAUUCAGCCGAAUUUCUAUGAGAAACAAUCCCUCCUACGACGUACUCUUGGCCACUUAUCGGCCGUCUAUUGUGUUUUAUUUGAUCGUAGUGGCAAGUAUAUCUUGACCGGUGCUGAUGAUUUACUGGUGAAACUAUGGAGUGCUAUAGAUGGUCGACUAUUGGCCACAUUUCGGGGUGCAUCAGCAGAAAUAACAGAUAUUGCCAUUAAUUUGGACAACACCCUUUUGGCGGCUGGAUCUCUCGAUAGGAUACUACGUGUGUGGGAUUUGCAGAGUACAGCACCAAUUGCUGUACUAACAAGUCAUACGGGAAUGAUAACAUCGGUGAAUUUUUGUCCAUCACCACGGGGUGAUUUGCGGUAUUUGGUGACCACAAGUACAGAUGGUUCUGUGGCAUUUUGGCAGUACACUAUACAACGGGGUAAGACAGCAUUUGCCUCAAAGCCCAUUCAGUAUCAUGAAAAAUUGCGACCGGGACAGGCACAGAUGAUUUGUGCGGCAUUUUCACCUGGUGGAAUGUUUUUGGCUGCUGGUUCUGCUGAUCACUAUGUACGUGUGUAUCUUAUGUCGGAGGACGGGCCCAAACGGAUAUUGGAGACGGAAGCGCAUAGUGAUACAGUUGAUUCGAUCCAAUGGGGUCAUAGUGGAUUGAAAUUUAUAUCGGGUAGUAAAGAUGGAACAGCACAUGUUUGGCAUUUUGAAUCUCAACAGUGGAAAUCACUGAAGCUCAAUAUGACUGAGAGAUUACCAACGUGUCCUGAACCCGAAGAUGAUGGGAAGAAGAUUAAAGUGACAAUGGUAUCGUGGGAUUUUUCGGAUAAUUGGGUCAUGACGGCUGUCAAUGAUUUCACAAUAAAAGUGUGGCAGACAAAGACGGGAAAACUUCAUCGGGUACUACGGGGACAUUCGGAUGAAUUGUAUGUAUUGGAGAGUCAUCCAAAAGAUCCAAAUGUACUACUGUCAGCUGGACAUGAUGGUCAGAUAUUUCUAUGGGAUAUCUAUAAAGGAGUGUCUAUUGCUAAUUUUAUCAAUCACAUCGAAGGGCAGGGACAUGGUGGUGUAUUUGAUGCUAAAUGGUCACCGGAUGGAACAAUGAUUGCUGCUACGGAUUCUCAUGGGCAUAUUUUGAUUUUUGGCUUUGGAUCUGGGCAUGAAAGACUCAAAAUUCUUCCAACAGAGUUAUUCUUUCACACGGACUAUCGGCCACUUGUUCGUGAUGCCAAUCAUCAUGUCAUGGAUGAACAGACUCAGACAAUGCCACAUCUUAUGCCACCGCCAUUUCUUGUGGAUGUCGAUGGGAAUCCACAUCAUCCGACUCUGCAGCGUCUUGUUCCGGGACGUGAAAAUUGUCCAACUGAUCAAUUGAUACCGAAUAUUGGUGUUGGCGGUGAUGGGACGGUCGAAGUGAUGGGAGAUGGUAUACGAUCAGAUAUUGAUCGUUUGAUUGAAGCACUGGCAAAUCGCCAAGGGCAGGAUCAGGGCCAGGAGGCGGCAAACAAUGAACGGGAUAAUUUGCUGCAGGCUAACAAUCGUCCGAUGAAUUCACCACGAGCAGCUGCAGUUGUGCUCAAUCGGGUGGGAUUGCGAAGGACAGGAGAUGUCGAAGGUGUAAGACAGAGCAGUGGAAAUUGGCAGAGAGAUGGUGCAUUUAAGUUUAUGUCACGUUUCUACAUACGUCCCAUGAAGUAUUCACAGUUGCAGACACUCAAGCAGGCCGUUCAUACGGCUGGACUGCAGGAAUUGGAGAUGUAUCGGCGUGAGAUGAGACGUCGUCCACUCAUGAUAAACACCUCAAAUUUGUCAGCUUCAGCAUCAAAUCCACCUGGACGACCUAGAGGGAGGAAUUCAAGGCGUGUUCCACCACCGCCAGCCUACCGGACACGUGCAGUCAGGGAGAGGGAACCAGUUGUGGUGGAAGAGGAAGAAGAAACUGAAGAUCCUGAUAAUAUUGAAUCAGCUAGUAAUUCAUCGGGUGACAGUAGUGAUUCGACAGCUGUUGAAGAAGAUCUAGUACUAGAUGCCAGUAGUAGUUCGGAAACAGAGAGUUCAGACUAUUCCGAUUGGAUUGCUGAUCAACCUGGACCGAAUCUUGUGCCACCGAAGCGAUCAAAGAGAAAACCAGUUGAACGUCGAAUGUAUUCGCCGACAAAUGACGAUCAGACGGAUCGUCGAAAGGGGGGAAGGAGGAUAAAAAUAAAGAUUCCAUUGGAAAAUGGUACAGAAAUUCCUGAAUGCUUCCGUCCGCCUGAAUGGCUGUCUGAGGUGAUACCACGAAAGGCACCCUAUUAUCCUCAAAUGGGCGAUGAAGUGGUAUACCUACGACAGGGACAUCAGCGCUAUCUCGAUGCAGUACGAACUAAAAAGGUGUACAAACUCAGCAAUAAUUGUGAACCAUGGCAACAGAUAGCAAUGAGAGAUCAUGAAAUGGUUAAAGUGAUUGGGAUUAAGUAUGAAAUUCGACCACCAAGAUUGUGUUGUCUCAAACUGGGUAUUAUCACCAAUAAUGGCCAAUUGACGGGUACGACGUUCACAAUAAAAUAUCACGAUAUGCCAGAUGUAUUGGAUUUUCUAGUGCUACGACAGACAUUUGAUACAGCUGUCUCACGCAAUUGGACUCCAGGAGAUAGAUUUCGCUGCAUGAUUGACGAUGGCUGGUGGCUGGGACAGAUUGAAUCUCGUACAGCACUUUCAAAUGACUUUCCCAAUUCGCUCUUUAUGUGCUUCCAAGUGAGGUGGGACAAUGGAGAGUAUGAGUAUAUGAGUCCAUGGGAUAUGGAACCAAUUGAUGAGAAUCGAUUGCCUACUGAAGUGGGAGGAGCUGUUCCGGUAUUGCCAGAAGAAUUACGUGCUACACUGUAUCAACCAAAGGCAGAGGAAUGGCCUCGUGGUGAUCGUGAUGCAUCAUGUAGGAGAAUUAUUGCUGGACUUGAACAGGUUAUGGGAUUGGCCAUAGCAGAUCUCUUCUUAGCUCCCGUUGAUCUAAAUAUUUAUCCAUCUUAUGCUUUUGUUGUGGAAUAUCCAAUAGAUUUGUCAACUAUAAAAGCAAGAUUUGAGAAUCAUUUCUACAGACGCAUCACAAGUGCACAAUUUGAUGUGAGAUAUCUGGCAACGAAUGCUGAGAAAUUCAAUUUACCCCACACCAAUAUCGUCAAGUACGCUCGUAUAAUUACGGAUCUCUGUUUGAGGAUUAUACGAAUCUAUUCUAAGACCACAAGCUGCAACGGAAAGCUGUCAAAACACUUUCCCGACGUUAAUAAAGAUUUAAAUGAUAUCGAUGUGGGCGCAGUGUAUCAUCAACUUAUGGAUACUUACAUCUCGUCAGAUUCAGAGACUGAAAAUCCAAGACCUUCAACAAGUUCAGCAUCAAGUCGCCCUGCGGGAGCUCGAAGAUCUCAGCGUCUUGGUGCUCCAACAGAUUGGCGUGCAGAAUGCCGUGAACUGUUGGAACUUAUUUGGCAGUGUGAUGAUUCAAAUCCAUUCAGAGAACCUGUUGAUAUCAUUGAACAUCCGGAUUACAGUCAAAUUGUCGAUACACCAAUGGACUUGAGGACAAUUCAAGAGGAUUUGCGUGGUGGAAAUUACCAAACCCCAUUGGAUUUUGCCAAAGAUAUGCGACUGAUAUUCCAGAAUUCACGCAAUUACAACACCAAUAAGCGAUCAAGGAUCUAUUCGAUGACACUGAGACUCAGUACGCUCUUUGAGACACAUAUUAAGCAAAUUCUGUACAAUUGGAAAGCCUCUCGUAGACGAAAUAAUGCCAGAGAUAGAAGGAAUCAGGCACCUGAUCCCAAUGAACCGGGAACGUCGAAAAUGCUGACACGUGCAACGAGUGGAGCAGCCGUAAGGAGGCAGCAGAAUAGUUCAGAUGGCAGUGAUGAUGAUGAUGCGGACAUAAGUCCAUUGAGACGAACUCGAAGCAACGGGAGAGUGAUGAGGCGUGUUCCAACGGGUUUGUCAAAUGGUGUUGCAUCUGUGUCAUCGAUGAAUGAACCUGUGCCAGGUCCAAGUACAUCAGCUGUUGCUGGACCAUCGAGGACUCGUCGAAUAAAUACGAAUCAUCGAAAUGGUGAGGAGGAAUAUUCACGAUCAAGUAGUUCGAGUUCGAGUUCAAGUGAUAAUGAAGAUGAGGCGGAUAGUGAUGAGAGUGCAGGCAUUCCUUUGUCUGCUCUUGGUGUUAGUUCAAAGCAGCGUGGGAGUCAGAGAACAAAGGUCUAUGAUUCAGAGGACAGUUACAAGCCAAAUCGGCGGGGUAAGAAGAUGCGAAAGCAGGGUAAGAAGAGGAAACGCAAGCAAAAGGGUGGUCCACACAGUAGUAAUCAAUCGAGUCCGCGAAAGGGACAACGUGCAAAGAGACCAAAAGCCUCAAGGCGACGUUUGCCGUCAGAGCGGGAAGUUGAGGCAUAUGAGGAGGAACAGAGUGCUGAUAAUGGUGAGCCGUCGCAGGUGAGAAAGAAGCCAAGAACAAAUGGAAAUGCUCAGGCGGGUACGAGUUCUCACUAUACACGAAGCAAUCGACGGUUCCUCAAACGUACGGAUGACAGUGAGGACUCAGAUGUGUCAUACAAGGUGCAGAGAAGAAGGGGAAGAUAUGAGUCUGAUCAUAGUUACCACUUGGAGUCGAGUAGGCGAAAUAGGGGACUUGUAUUGGAAUCCGAUACAGACAACCCAGACAACGAAGUCACCAGGUCAACGAGGAGUAGUAUUAAGAAGGCCCAGAAUGAUUGGCCACGGGAAGAGGAUGAAGAGGAGGAGGAUGCCGAAGAGGAGGAAGUGAAUGUGGAAGACAACGAAGAAGAAGAAGAGACAGUAGUCACUGCAAGAAGGUACCGUCGACGUGGUGUACGGGUUAGGCAGACUGAUUCAGACAAUAGUCAGACUGAUGCUCAGAAUCAGAAUAGCAAUAGUCAAUCAUCGUACAGAUCUUUGCGUUCGAGGCGCCGCAGAUUGACUCCACAAGAGGAUCCAGAUCAAGAGAUUGACAGUGAUGAUCAACCACUGAGUCAACAGAGUAUCACUAGUACCAAUCGGACUCGCUCAGGAACUCGUAUUCACACAGCGGAUUCAUCGUCAAUCAAUGGCUCAUCUACGGGAAAUCCCACCCUGAAUCGCUUUAGAAGGCGAUUUGCUGCCACAACAACAACAACAACAACCACUAGGGCUCAGACUACUGAAGUGUCGACUCAGCUAACAAUGCCACCGGCACCACAUGAAAUUGAUCACAAUUAUGGGGAAAGAGAGCACAUAGGGACACGAAGGAGGCAAGUAUCGAUGUUGUCACGUCAUCAACGGAAUGCCGAUGAGUUGGAUCCGCAGCAGGAAAAUGACAAUGCCACACAGUCGAGACCGAUGUCAUCGUCUAUAUCGCGUCUACGUGUGAGGACAAAUGUGAAUGGAGAGGGUGGAAGUACGGUGUCACGGGCAACAUCGACAGGAACACAGAUAACAAUAAGGAGAGGUGCUCGUGGGAGGAUGCGUCAGGAGGAUGCUACUACUGCGGGUGAUGAGACCGAUCCAGAGGAUAAUACACCACUAAUGUUUGUGGCGUCAUCAUCGAGAAAUACAAGGAGUGGUGUUACAACAACAACAACAACAACACAGAGGGAACUCUCAGAUGAGGAACCCGUUCCUGGCCCAUCGAGCUACAGUCGCAGAACGAGGAAACUGCGGCGACUCCACUACAAUGAAGACAGUGAUUCCACGGAGGCUCCGAGUGUGCGAGUUGUGCGCACAAAGAGGCGCCUACUGAGUGACAUGAGCUACUCACCGACACGUUCAGGUGGUGCAGCAGCUAAUCAUCAUCCGAGUACGAGGAAUCAUAUUGAGGAGCAGGAUAGUGAUAGUGGGGGUGAUCAGAAUACUGUCAGUAUUAGUAGUCGGGGACGCAUCAGGAAGAUCACUGCCAAAGCGAGGGGCCUUUUCAGAGAAUAACACUAUAUUAUGAUGGAUUCGCUUAAGACGACAACUUAAAAAAAAAAAAAGAAAAUUUGCUGGUUAAUCCUCCGUACACCAACACAAUGCACUUCAGUUGCUUUUGAGUAAGUCAAUCUUCAUAACGAAUUAAAUUAUAUGUAUUAAAGACUGACGUAUUUUCUGAUUUAUUCUUAUCAUAUAAAUAGUUGUAUACCCAAUAAUUAUGAAUAUUUAGUCCCUCUUAUUGUAAACAUGGAGUAAAUAAAAUGCAGUUUGAAAUAUUGUAAUACGCUAAAAAGUAUGAAGAAAAA